Prorocentrum cordatum is the source of this 953-nucleotide messenger RNA. The record is from the annotation of a GenBank genome assembly. Lineage: Eukaryota; Dinophyceae; Prorocentrales; Prorocentraceae.
AUGGGCCCCUUCCGAGCGUGGCCCGCGGAAUGGGAUCCCUGGGUCAAGGCUGCGCUGGCGACAUCUCGCCAGCAACGUGCUUCGGCCAAGGCGGGCAAGCUCAAGUGGGAGCGAUCCAGCCGUGCUCGAGAGGCCGCAGCAAAAGCGGAUACCGACUGCUUUCCCGUGGAUGAGCGUGCUGAAGAGGAUCGCGGCGAUGCCAGGCGCGGUGCCACUGUGCCAGAGAACGCCCCGGCUGUUCUUGAUGCGUUGCCAGAUGCUGAGCCUGGCGCGGAGCUGCCCGGUCGAGCUGGACAUCGUCGCGGCGGGGCGCCUCAACUCUACGCGCGCAUGGAGGGCCGCGGCGCCGUCGGGGCGAGUUGGCCGAUCGACGCCCUGGGUUGCGUUCUCCCCGAGCUGCGCAAGAAGACCAGGGCCGUGGCCCUCGUCGGCAAGAGCGCCGUGGCAGCGGUGCCAGUGGCCGGCGCAGGGUUCGCGACGAUUGGGCCGGUCUUCCACGAGACCUCCCUCGGGGCGCCGGGGAAGACGGGCGCGGUCGACGACGCCGUCGCGAUAGACGGCCGCUGGCUGCGGGGGCCCCUCCUCGGGCUGAAGGCCGCCAGCCACCCCGACAGAACGCUCUUGAACUUCAGUAGCGAGCUGCGCCGCGAGGCGCUCGCAGCGAUGGCGGACGGCCCCGGGCCAGGUGGUGCGCGGGGGCCGCUGGACCACGACGACGUCGCUCACGAGGUGCGGAAAGGACACCUAGCUGCUUCGCGUGAUCAACCAGAUCUUUCCCUCGUGUUCAGCUUCGGAAGCGAGGUUCCCCAGAGUUUCAGGCGGGCGAUCCAGGGCGGAGUCGGGGGCCAGCGCGGCCAGCUUCUCAUGCCCGUGCUGCUGGAGUCAGGCGCGAAGCGCGAGGUGUCGAGGCCCCCCAGCACCCUGCUGGGCCAGGCCCACACGUUGCGCCCGAG